UCUUCUUCUUCCUCCUCCUCCUCCUCCUCCUCCUCCUCCAAUUCGAGCCGCAGGAGCUCCAACAGCAGCAGCAGCAGCAGCCGUCUUAUGGCGCGGCGCACUGCCCGACCGCCCCGACCUGUAAAUGGCCGCCAAGCUCAAGAGCCUGUCGUCGACUCUGGUUCGAGCGCAGCAAGUCGUCCCCAUCUCCCCGGUCCCGACUGCUGAUCCCGUCGAGCGCCAAUCCCUUGGCGCCAAGCCGCUCGCCGCAAUUGAAAAACGCCACCACCACCACCACCACCAUCACCAUCACCAUCGUCAUCAUCAGCAGCAGCAGCAGCAGGAGCAGAAUCAUCAACAUCAUCGGGCUGGUGCUCGAGAAAAGCUCGUCGUGUCGAGUAGCAGAGGAGAGGGAGGAGAGGGAGGAGAGGGUCAUGAAGGCAUGGAGAGCUCGGAGCAGGAGCAGGAGCAGGGAGGCGACGAGGAGGGGGGAGCGGGGAGGCUGCUGGCGGGAGUGCCCGACGAGAUAACGCUGGACCACGUGCUGACGAAGCUGCCAUGGACGACGCUGUACGUGCUGUCGUCGCUGAACCGAGCAUGGCGCGAGGCGGUGCUGAGCCGCAGCGUGUACAACGCGCGAGUGCGCACCAACACCUCGCAGACGCUCGUGGCCAUCUUCCAUGAGCCGCCGGCGUCGGUGAUCAUGACCGGGCGCAAGACCGCCAUCUCUGUCUAUGAUCCAUCGACUGAUAGGUGGCAUCUUCUACCUCCUAUUCCGGACGUGCGCAGCGGCAUUCCCAGCAGCUGCGGCUGCGUGUGCUUGGACGGCGAGCUCUACAUCCUGGGCGGCUAUGACGAGAACAAGCACGGCGAGAACUGGAUUGCGAGGAAUCAGGUGCACUCGUUCGAUCUCGGAUCGGCCCAGCGCGCCUGGAAGCAAUGCGCCAGCAUGUAUGGCAAGCGGAUCAACUUCUCGUGCGCUGUCAAAGACGGCAAGAUCUAUGUCUUCGGGGGCCAGGCGAGCUUCCGGGGCGUGUUCUCCGAGAAGUCGGAGGUUUACAACCCCAAGCAGAACUCGUGGCAUUUUAUCGCUCCCGUGCUGCACCACUGCCUGGGCCGCAAAGCCAUCGUGGCCGAAGGGGAAAUCUAUGUGCACGGAGGAAGCUUCCACAAUCAGCUCGAUGCUGAUUUUGCCGAGGUGUACGAUUGUCGCAAGGACCAGUGGCGGGAGCUGAAGAAUUUCACGCACCCCGAGCAGAGCAUCCGAUCCGAUAGGCUAGUUGUGAUCGACGGAAAACUGCAUGAGAUCUACGGCAAUUACCUGCUCGUCCACGACGCGGCGACCAAUUCUUGGAAGGCGACGCAGUACAUUUCGUGGGACGUUCUGGAGCGAUUUCAAGCCAAUCACUUCCGGGCCGACGAAGCUGUGGCCGUCAAUGGCGAACUUCUGUCCCUCGGAUGCUGGAAGAAGUUCAGGAUUCGCAGGACCGAGUACGGAAUGCAGCAAAUGAUUCUCGGAAUGGGGCAGAUUCUUCUCCGGAGCAAGGGGCUCGGUUGCAAAGAUCGUCAACUCGAUUGGGAGAUCGUCAAUUGCCCCUACUCCUUCUGGAUCAUGUCUUAUUGCUUGUGUCUGGUUAGGGUUUGAAAGUACUGUGCACAGAUUGCGUUCCAGUUGACUUCGUUUCCUUCCUGGGCUUGGAGUGGACCAAGGAGUCGAUGUAUCUAUCUCUCCGACUUACGUCGCAAUCAUGAAAGUGCCCCGUAACGAAUCUAGCCAUCGUUAUUGCCUGUGAUUGGAGGUGAAGUUGCCCACACCCACGCCCACUGAUUAUCAUGGCAAAUGCAAAUCGCGUCUGAGGUACACGGAAUCCGUUCGGUCGGUCGUCAACAGCCGAAUCCAUGGUGUGAUUGCGUGUCCUCCAUACCAUCCUGCGCCUAUGCGACCCAGCUGUUCGGACGGUCUGGUCGAGAUUUGCUCGGAGGUGCACAAUUGUACCCCUGACAUUGGCUAGCUUUCUCUGUUGUGGAUCGUCGCUAACUUUUGUAGUCCGCUUCAUACGCACUCGAGCAUCUUCUUCCUCUUUCAUCCCAUCGUUCCUGCAACUGAAGUCCUCUGAAACACAUGUAGUGGGCCUUUUCUGUGCAAGCAGCUCAUGAGGACGUGACCUGCCGUCCUGUGGGCAAGGUUUGCCUCCCUCUUCACCACCGGCAUGGAUCGCCGAUCUGUACCUGAUCGAGACCUGGUGCCUGUGUCAGGCGCUUGUAAAUUGUUUUUAGGUUUCGGAUCACACCCUAAUUGCAGUUAUUUCAUAGUGAGAGGGUAGUCAAUGAUUAGAUUCCCCGUAGCUUCCAGGCAUUUUCUGCGGCCCAAACGGAUGGCACUGACACUACCAAUCCUUCGGAAUCACCGGUGCUGGUGUAGAGCAUGAAGAUAAUGCCUAGCUCGGAAGACAACGGUGGCUUGAAUAUGGAAAAGUUCGCAGGCGAUCCAUGUCUGAAUCACCAGCACUACGAAGUUUUCAUUAUCCCUUCAGCUGUUGGCAUUCAUUGGCUCUUCACAACGUGAGGUCCCUCCAGCAUGGACGGGUAUUCUGUCCAAUGAAAUUGGACCUCGAUACGCAAAAGAGCACACACGGAUUUCUUUUCAGAACUCUGAUGGUUUCCUAGUGUCAGUUCAGAGCUAGCUGAGUACGGUGGUCUUCCUGGGAUUUACUCUGCCAGCGCGCACAAGGUGCUAUGCGCCAGUGACAGUAAUCGUUGUUGUAGCCACGAGGAUCCCGAAAGGAUCGCCAAAUCGCUAACACUUCUGCAACAC
This is a messenger RNA of Marchantia polymorpha subsp. ruderalis, 2794 nucleotides long. NCBI's taxonomy places the organism in Eukaryota, Viridiplantae, Streptophyta, Marchantiopsida, Marchantiales, Marchantiaceae. The record is from the annotation of a GenBank genome assembly.